UGUGUUCAAGAUGCCAACUGUGGUUUUGCUUGACGUUUCCCUAUCAAUGUGCAGGACAGUCUCUUCUAGCGAGGAGUACCAGCGACACAACCUAGCACUGCAUGGCUUAAACACACUACUCGACUAUGUAGCUACUCAUCAGCGGCUUGAAUUCACCUCACUGGUUCAGUUCUCAUCGCUCUGGGAGGUCCUUGUGCCUUUCACGAGAGAUUAUGACAAAUUAAAAGCGGCACUGACAUCAACAGAUAGCUUUGAUAAGACAUUUAUUGAAACUGUCCUCAGUGGCAUCACACCGAUCGUGAUCGAAGAGUGGGGUGCCAAUAUUCCAUGUCAGAUUGUGCUGGUGACUGACGGCACUCUAGGAGUUGGACAAGGGUCACUUCCAGUUUCGGUCGAAACUAGGGGUACGAGAGCAGCAACAGAUCCACCUUUCCCAUUGCCUUUCCCAUUUCCCUCGCAACUGCAUGUCGUCUUGCUAGCCGAGGCAACAGAUUCAUACCUACAGAAUUCUCUCAGCACUUACAGAAAGCUAAUAGAGUGUAACAAUGGCGCAGGCAGCCUGUCGUUGCCAGAGGGCGAACUAAGUCUAAGCAGUGUGCAGAAGUGUUUCACGAUGCUUGCAGAGACCCAUUUUUCAUCAUUUCAUUCAGUCCUUCGAUGUGGUCAUCUGACAUCAAACGUCAACAUGUUUCCACCACCGCAGCCCCACGUGGCAUCCAAAGAUCUCAACUCAAAAGUGUGCAUGCUGUCCACUGACAUAGAGAUCUGUGGCUUCAUUGAUUUGGCUGAUGCUGCAAGUCCUGCUAUUAUCUCAAGACAUUUGGUCCUUCCUUUACCUCCAACGAAACUAGCAUCGAAAGAAGCUAAAAAAGAAGUAGAGUCUGGUGACACAGACGAGGAGGAGACAGAUGUAGAUGUGAUUGCAAAGACCCCAUCGUUUUGUGUCCUUCUCCAUGGAAGUCUCAAAGUUGAAAGCAUGACUGCAAUCUGUCAGGUUGGAGAAGACUGGUAUGGGAUGCUCUACUCGUGGGCAGACACCAAAAAGAAGUCUAACCUGAUGCUGUCUGUGUUUGAGCCCGGAGUGGGCAGCGUCCCCUGGCUGGGUAGGCUUGACCGACUUGGGCCACUCUCCGACUUUGCCGAGGCGCCGUACGGCAACGACGACGCUCGCACGCCAUUCCCAGUUAAGCCUGCAGAGGCAGGCAGCUAUGCGCGCAGCUGUGUUGUCUGGAUCAAGCAGUCGGGGCUGCAGACGGACAUACAGAAGGUGCUGCGGCAUGCGCGCAAGCUGCCGGAGAAGAUGUCGCACUUCUACAAGGAGCUGAACCGCGUGCGCAAGGCCGCGCUCGCCUUCGGCUUCCUCGAGCUGCUUGAAGGGCUGUCGGUGAUGUUGGAGCGCGAGUGCACGAUGCUGCCGGGGACCGCUCACCCUGCCGCACCGCUGCAGCUCACGCAUGCUGCGGGCGCACUGCGUAGCGCCAGGCACGACUACCACUACUCGAUUACACCUCUGCGCACAAACUUUGCUUCAGAGGAUAGCUGAAGAAGUUGGACAGUUGAGAAUGCUGUCUUCAUCGAUCGGUUGGAAUGACUACCACUACUCGAUAGCACCUCUCCGCACAAACUUUGCUUUGGAGGAUAGCUGAAGAAGUUGGACAGUUGAGAAUGCUGUCUUCAUCGAUCGGUUGGAAUGACUACCACUACUCGAUAGCACCUCUCAGGACAAUUUAACUUUGCAUUGCAGAAUGACUGAAGAAGUUGGGUAGUGGAGAUUACUGCCUUAUUUUUUCUUCGGUUAGAAGUUGAGGCAUGUGAAGCACGAAUGCCAAGCUCUCACAGUGGUCAGAAUCGUUAGGAUAGCUGUGCAAAAUAUCGUAAUAAACAUUGGAGUAGGUGGCCGGCCACCUAAGUAAUUUUUCUAGGAGAAGACUUGAUUUUCUAAGACCUUUGGAUAAAAUUAGCUCAACUGAGGUGAUUAGGACCUUCUGGCCCACACAGGAUACUAAGUCAGCAGGUAGUUACAUUCGUAGAUACAUUAUGCUUCAAUGUACCUGCAUUUGCAUUUCAAUAUUGAAUAAUUAUGGCACAAAGUUAUAUGAAGGGGGGGCGGCGGUUAUUUUCCGGAGGCAGUAUUAGAUCAUUUUAAUUAUCUCAGAACUGGGAAAGGCCAGGUAAAUUUUUCGUAAUUCGGGAAUAGAAGACUACUAAGACACGUGGAAACUAAAAUCAUGAUUUUAAAUAACUGGGAACUGGGAAAUGGCAGAUUUCUUGGACCUGGGAAACUGGGAAUCCUCUUAUCAUAUUUGCUUUGCGUCUACCACGAUGUAUACUCGAGUUUCAUUAAUGCAGGAGCAACCCUCACUGCGUGACGAAUGCGAUACUACACUAUUAGUGCCCAUACGGGCACAUUUGCUUCUUUGAUAUUUGUCACUCCUUUGUACAGACAGAUAUUACUUGGUAUUCAGAGAUAUUAUGUAGUUCAUAAGAUAUGAUAGAAAAUCGACCAUUUUAAUUAUAAUCAAAACCAAAUAAAAUUGUAAUCCUCCAA
This is a messenger RNA of Priapulus caudatus, 2548 nucleotides long. RefSeq names its product von Willebrand factor A domain-containing protein 9-like. The transcript has 3 exons. Bases 11 to 1543 code for a protein of 510 amino acids. NCBI's taxonomy places the organism in Eukaryota, Metazoa, Priapulida, Priapulimorpha, Priapulimorphida, Priapulidae. Gene Ontology annotation, biological process: snRNA 3'-end processing. Gene Ontology annotation, cellular component: integrator complex. The record is from RefSeq and is a predicted model, not a curated record.